Messenger RNA from Salvia miltiorrhiza (redroot sage), 315 nucleotides. Its product is annotated as protein PELPK1-like. Lineage: Eukaryota; Viridiplantae; Streptophyta; Magnoliopsida; Lamiales; Lamiaceae. The record is from RefSeq and is a predicted model, not a curated record. The coding region runs from base 1 to 315 and encodes 104 amino acids. The transcript has a single exon.
AUGGCGAAUCGUAGCUGCCUUUCGUUAUUAAUCUUGCUCUUAAUCGUCGCGUUCUCAUCUAUGAUCGAGGCCCGAGGCCUCCUCGAAUCCCCGAUUCCCCUGCCGGAGAUCCCGAAACUCGAGAUUCCGGAAUUUCCGAAGGUCGAGAUUCCAGAGCUGCCGGCUUUGCCAGAAUUGGAGUUUCCAGAAUUGCCAAAAUUGGAAAUCCCAGUUCUGCCAAAGCCGGAGAUGCCAGAAUUGCCGAAACUCGAGAUUCCGAAUUUAGCUGAAAUAUUGCCUAUUCCCACAUUGCCCGAGCUACCGGAGUCGCCUUGA